AUGUUGAUCCUGCUGGGCAUCGUUUUGGUGAUUCUGCUGAUCUUGCUCAUCGACGGCACCAGGAAAUAUCAUGUGGCCAAAUUUGCCCGUUCGAUUCCAACUGCGCAUCCCAACUACCCGGUGCUGGGUAUGGCCACGAUAUUCCUUGGCCACAGUGAGGAACGUAGGUUCGAGAACUUUAUGCGGGCUCUUCGUCGAGUGGAUCGCAUCGCCAAGGCAUGGCUGGGUCCGCAACUGAUCUUCCACGUGGCCCAUCCCGAGCUGGUGCAGAAGAUUCUGACGGAUCCGAACUGCUGCGAGAAACCAUUUUUCUACGAAUUUUCCGGGCUCACUCAUGGAUUGUUUUCUGCGAAAUAUUCUGUGUGGAAACCGUACCGAAAGGCUCUUAAUCCUACAAUGAACGUGAAAAUAUUGAACAGUUUUGUGCCGAUAUUUGAGAAGUUUUCCGAACGGAUGGUAGAGAAGUUGAAGUGUCAGCCCGAAGGGAUUCCGGUGGAUAUAUUGGAUUUUACUAUGGAGUGUGCUUUGGAAAUGGUGUGUGGGACUACGCUUGGGACAGAUCUCAAGAAGGGCUGUGGAAAACGGAAGUUUCUGCAAAGUAUGCAUGUAUUUAUUAGUAGGGUAGCUACCAGAACUCUUAGUGUCAGUCUGUACAAUGAGACGUUCUAUCGCCUGACGAAAGCCUAUGCUGAAGAAGAGGCCGCAAGAGAGAAUUGUCUGGAUUUUUCUAAACGUAUCAUCGAGGAAAGACGCCAGGUGCUAGCAACCAAACCACAGAGCAAUACAUUCGAGGAAAACGACGAAGAUGAUGGCUACACGGUUCGGCGCCCAAAGCUGUUCAUCGAUCAAGUCCUAAGCGACAAAAAUUUCGAAGCCGAUUUUUCAACGCAAAGUUUAAGCGAACAGAUCCUUACCAUCAUGGGGGCGGGCUACGAUACCUCCGCCAACAUGGUCGCUCACUGUUGCCUUUUUCUGGCAAUGUUUCCGGAGAUUCAGGAAAAGCUUGCAUUGGAGAUCCAAACCGUACUUCCGGACAGUGUGCAGGACCUGACAGCCGACACGCUGAAAUCUCUUCCGUAUCUUGACAAAUUCUUCAAGGAAUGCUUGCGACUCACCCCGGUUGGAUCCACCAUUGCGCGCGUCAACAUGACCGACAUCGAACUCGACGGGUGCCGCAUUCCGAAAGGGAAUAUUUUCGUUUUCAACUUUUUCGUUCUUCACCGACGGAAGGAUAUUUGGGGUCCGAAUGCGGAACAGUUUGAUCCGGAAAAUUUCUCCCCGGAACGCGCGAAGGGAAGGCACCCGUUUGCCUUCCUACCGUUCAGUGGCGGGUCGAGAAACUGUAUUGGCGCCAGGUAUGCCAUGAUAAGCAACAAGAUAAUGAUCAUCCACCUGGUGCGCAAUUUCCGGCUGAGAACGAAGAUUCGCUACGAGGAUUUAAAAUAUCGUAUAAAUGUUACGUUGAAUUUGGCUUUCAAGCAUUUGAUAACGCUGGAAGCCAGGCGCUGACAUAAGAAGGCAAUCACAUUUUCCCGGAGUGGGUUACAUAUGCAGUGUGCUGGCUGCCGGAUGCAGUUUCCUUUGUUGAGCAAAAACUGGUGACAUAAAUAGGUUAUUUAAUAACGGUAAACAGGCAAUAUAGA
Messenger RNA from Armigeres subalbatus, 1643 nucleotides. RefSeq names its product cytochrome P450 4c21-like. Bases 1 to 1509 code for a protein of 502 amino acids. Lineage: Eukaryota; Metazoa; Arthropoda; Insecta; Diptera; Culicidae. Gene Ontology annotation, molecular function: oxidoreductase activity, acting on paired donors, with incorporation or reduction of molecular oxygen; iron ion binding; monooxygenase activity. The record is from RefSeq and is a predicted model, not a curated record. The transcript has 5 exons.